This is a messenger RNA of Penicillium riverlandense, 1191 nucleotides long. It is a transcript of the gene ecm33, whose product is annotated as GPI-anchored protein Ecm33. Gene Ontology annotation, biological process: fungal-type cell wall organization. Lineage: Eukaryota; Fungi; Ascomycota; Eurotiomycetes; Eurotiales; Aspergillaceae. Bases 1 to 1191 code for a protein of 396 amino acids. The record is from RefSeq and is a predicted model, not a curated record. Gene Ontology annotation, cellular component: fungal-type cell wall; plasma membrane. The transcript has 3 exons.
AUGGCCUUCUCCAAGUACCUUCUGUCUGCCCUGGCAGCCACUCAGGUCGUCUUCGCCUCUUCUUGCGGUGACACCACCAUCUCCGCCCAGGGCGAUGCCGACGCAAUCGCCAGCUGCCAGACCGUCAAGGGUGACAUCACCAUCGACAAGUCCUUCUCGGGCCCCCUGGACCUCAACAGCAUCCAGCAAGUCACCGGUAGCCUGACCGCCAAGAACUGCCCCCAUCUCACCUCCCUGUACGCCGACAGCCUCAGCGCCAUCGGAGGCGAUUUCGUGUUGAACGAGGUUGUUGGUCUGACCUCUCUCGAAAUGCCGGCGUUGACUACCGUCCUGGGCAACAUCAACUUCAUCGCCCUCUCCUCGCUGCAAUCGCUCGGAUUUGAUACCGGCGUGACCAAGGCCGGCGGCGUCCACAUCGAGAACACCCAGCUGACCAGCCUGGAUGGCAUCAGCUUGAGGACUGUUGGCAAGUUCGAAAUCCAGGCCAACAAUUACUUGAAGUCCGUCAACAUCAACAACCUGAUGAACGCCACCGAUGAGAUUGACUUCUCUGACAACUACGGCGGUCUCUCGAUUGAGCUCCCCAACCUGAGCUCGGGCACCAACAUGACCUUCCGUUCCGUCCAGGCCGUCUCCAUGCCUUCGCUUAAGUCGCUCACCAACUCUCUCGGCCUCUGGAACUGCCAGUUCGAGACGUUCUACGCUCCCAACAUGACCACCGUUGGUGACCUGACCUUCUUCAACAACACCCAGCUCAGCAACAUCACCAUGCCCCUUCUGAAGGAGGUUGACGGUGGUUUUGAAAUCACCAAGUCUGAUCCCCUGAAGAGCAUCGUCUUCCCCUCCCUGGAGAAGGUUACUGGUGCCGUUGACUUCAGCGGUGACUUUGGCACGAUCAAGCUCCCGAAGCUCGAGAACGUCGCGGGUGCCUUCCACGUCGAGAGCACUGGUCCUAUCAAUCCCGACUGCAAGGCCUUUGAUAAAAUCAAGUCGUAUUCGAUCCGCGGCCUGUAUAAAUGCGCGUCCACCUCCGACCCUAAGACUCGUGGUGGACUGUCCGGCACCAGCACUUCCAGCGGCGGUAGCCCAGCGGGCACGACCACCUCCGGCAUUGCUGUCGCCAACGGCGUCGACAUGCCUACUGUUGGUGUUGUUGCUGCUGCCUUCUACGCUCUUGCCCAGCUCUUCUAA